Messenger RNA from Bombyx mori (domestic silkworm), 2435 nucleotides. RefSeq names its product myrosinase 1. Gene Ontology annotation, molecular function: beta-glucosidase activity. Gene Ontology annotation, biological process: carbohydrate metabolic process. The record is from RefSeq and is a predicted model, not a curated record. The coding region runs from base 710 to 2230 and encodes 506 amino acids. The transcript is spliced from 6 exons. Lineage: Eukaryota; Metazoa; Arthropoda; Insecta; Lepidoptera; Bombycidae.
CUUUAUUAUGACACGAACCAGAGAUACCAGGUAUAAUAAAUUAUUGUAUUAAAUAAUUUCUGGUUUCUGUUGAUGACAAUAAAAUGAGUAUGAAAAAUGAUAUUACAAAAAUGUUUAAUGACAUGAGUGAAGUAAAAAAUAUAUCCAUUGUUUUUUUGGGAGUGGAUAUAGUUUUAUCUAUUAAAAAAUAACUGAAGAUCUUCCGUAUAGAUCAGGGGUUCCCAAACCUCUUUUGUCUACUGCCCACUUUGAGAAUAAAUUAUUUUUAAUCGUACCCAUUUUGUCAUACCUAAAAACCACUAUAGUGAGAGUUUAGUCGGUGUCUAAUCCUCUUGGAUGAAUUUACAAAUCGCCUCCCAAGCUUCUUCACAACGCUCCAAUUUUUUUUCUGGGUCUUACCGCCCCCCUUUAGGCCUGCAGCGCCCACAAGGGGGCUUUAUCGCCCACUUUGGGAAAGGCUGGUAUAAAUGUUAAGUCAUGUGAUUGAAGUGGUGUAUUUUGUGAUACAUAUCACCUAUUUGUCGCAUUAGUAUAUCAAAAAUACAAUCUGCUAACGCAUUUAUCUGAAUUUAUCUUGACGGUGUUAAGAUAUAUAUUCCACACGGAUGGAAGCUGCUACACAAUUUUAUUAUACAGCUAGUUGUGCCCAGUAGGUUAACGGUUGAAUUGUUCUUCUAAUAGUCUAAUAAUAAUAAUAAUUUAAUUUAAUAUGAAAGCUCUUGUGGUGUUUUUUUGUCUCAGUUUAGCAAUGAGAUACAGCACUUGCGUACCUAAGCAAAGGAGAACCUUUCCUGAAGACUUUAUAUUCGGCGUUUCAACAGCGUCUUAUCAAAUUGAAGGUGCCUGGAAUUUAGACGGAAAAGGAGAAAACAUUUGGGAUUAUCUCACCCACAAUCAUGUUGAAGCAAUAGCAGAUCUUAGUAAUGGUGAUAUUGCUGCCGACUCAUACCAUAAUUAUUUAAGAGACGUGGAAAUGUUGAGAGAAUUGGGCGUUAAUGCUUAUCGUUUCUCGUUAUCAUGGUCGAGGAUACUCCCAACCGGCUUUGCCAACUAUAUCAAUAAAGCGGCAAUCGAUUACUACAAUAAUUUGAUAAAUGAACUUCUCAAAUAUAACAUUAAACCGGUGGUCACUUUGUAUCAUUGGGACUUACCACAGAAACUUCAAGAAUUAGGAGGUUUCGGAAAUCCAUUGAUCGCGGAUUGGUUCGAAGAUUAUGCCCGCGUAGCCUUCCAAUAUUUCGGCGACAGAGUAAAAUUUUGGAUUACUAUUAAUGAGCCGAAAGAGAUAUGCCUGGACGGAUAUGGAAGUACGGCUAAAGCCCCUAUGUUAAAUGAAUCAGGGAUCGGAGAGUACAUUUGCGCUAAGAAUCUGAUCAUAGCACACGCCAAAGCCUAUCAUGCGUACAGUAAUGACUUUAAAGCCACGCAGGGAGGAGUAUGUGGCAUAACGUUUAGUGUCAGUUCUGCUCAACCACUUACGAGCUCUGAAGAAGAUGCAAUUGCACUUGAAAUACACAACCAGGGUGAAUGGGCUAUAUAUUCCGAUCCGAUUUAUUCAAAGGAAGGUGGUUUUCCCAAGGAGUUUUCUGAACGAAUUGCAUUAAAAAGCUUGCAGCAAGGGUACCCUAGAUCUCGAUUACCUGCGUACACCGAAGAAGAAAAAGACUUUGUUCGCGGUACAAGCGAUUUCUUUGGUGUGAAUCAUUACAGCGGCUCUCUCGUGUCUGCAGUUACUUCUAACAAUUUUGUAGUCCCGUCAUUCAAUGAUGAUGUAGGUGUCAGUUAUUAUACGCCCGAGGAAUGGCCUCGAUCAGUGUCUAGUUGGCUUACGCAAAUGCCGAAUAGCUUGAAUAUAACUCUUACGCGUUUGAGGGACAGAUAUGACAAUCCUGAAAUUUAUAUUACUGAGAACGGAUGGUCGACGUAUCAAGGACUAAAUGACGACACUAGAGUCAAUUAUAUGAGAGCCGCUUGGGAGAGUGCGUUGGAUGCGCUUGAUGCCGGAAUUAAUUUGAAGGGGUACAUGGCCUGGAGCCUAAUGGACAAUUUUGAAUGGAGGGAAGGAUAUAGUGAAAGGUUCGGUUUGUAUGAAGUGGAUUUCGAAGAUCCGGCCCGCACUCGUACUCCAAGAAAAUCCGCUUUUGUCUACAAACAACUGAUUAGUACAAGAGAAGUUGAUCACGACUAUGAUCCUGACUAUCAGUCUAUUAUGACCAUCAACGACUCGUGAAAUCAAAAUUUAAUUUGUAAUUAUUUGUUUAAUACGUACGGUCUAAAAUAAAAAUUAAAAAAACUAACAAAAUACGCUUUUAUAGAAAUUCCAACUAAAAAAUAGAGAAUAAAUUAUAAUAAAUUUGAAUUAAAAAUAGUGUAAGAAAAAAAAAAAUAGUUGGAUUUUCUACAAAAGCGUAUUUUGUUAGUUUUUUAAAACUACA